AUGGCUUGGCGUGGUGCAGGAUCCCUCUCUCGCUCCGUCAUGUCUGCCGCCAGAGCUCCAUCGCUCCGCACCCCUGCGCCUAUGCCUCGCGUCCGUCUCCGUACUUCCUCAGCUCCCCGCCUUCAGUCACGCCGUCUCUCCUUCGCCCCUUCCAGGAAUUUGGGAGAAUUGGGAUGUGUCCAGUCGUUCUUGCCUCUACAUAACUUGGUUCCCAUGGCUUGUCUUACUUCGCAUCUUACUGUUAACGUGCGGGCUUGUUGUGAGCUGUCUCAUGGGAGGAAUGGAAAAGAUGGGUGAUGCACGUGGACUUUCGAUCAGCCAAAGGAGAGAAUGAUUCCACCUUGUACUUGAAAGGCCAUGGAUUAGCACUGCUGAGUGCAACAAGCGAAUUGAGGGAGUCCAAUAUUAGUUUGUCCUGUGGGGGUCAGAGGCUAGGUACUCUUACCAUAAAUUAUCCAAAAAAAAAAAAAGGUUAGGUUUUAUGCUACUGCCAGGAAAAACCUUUAAUUUUUAAUUUUCUUAUAUGAUCGACCUGUAGGUACUUUAGUUGCUCUUAUUGAUCAAUAACUCCAUUUUUGUGAUGCAUGGUAUUGGUAGCUUAACGAAACUGUUUUUUAGGAAUUUUCAAUGUAUGAUUUUGCACAUAA
This is a messenger RNA of Gossypium arboreum, 647 nucleotides long. RefSeq lists its product as uncharacterized. Bases 1 to 297 code for a protein of 98 amino acids. NCBI's taxonomy places the organism in Eukaryota, Viridiplantae, Streptophyta, Magnoliopsida, Malvales, Malvaceae. The transcript is spliced from 4 exons. The record is from RefSeq and is a predicted model, not a curated record.